UCCUGAGGCAUCGGCUUCCCGCUGAUGGGACCGCUGCAGGGCCCUCGAGGCCGGAGCGCCGUCGUGGGGACCGUCACCCUCUGCCUGGCCGCCGGGUGGGCUCUGCAGACUCCCGGAGGAGUAUCCUUAGUUGUCCCACAACCCAACAUCAAUGCAACAGUGGCACAAAACAUCCUCCUCUCAGUUGAAUACUCUUGCCGAGGCGUGGCCACCAUUGAGUGGAAGCAUGUGUCGAGCUGGGGCACCACCAGCAUUGUUGAGUGGAGAAGUGGGAAUUCUGCCAACAUAUCCACAAUCUACAAGGACAGAGUGACUACUUUUGAAAAUGGCUCUAUACAGCUUCGGAAUGUGGGCAUGAGAGACGCUGGCUACUAUUUUGUCACUGUAAUGGAGGAGCAUGGAACCAAUGCCUAUGGCACCAUCAUAGUCAAUGUUUAUGAGAUUAUCUAUGAAGAUUUGCAUUUUGUAGCAGUUCUCUUCACAUUUCUUGCUGCAGUAUCUGCCAUUCUAACCUGCUUUAUGUGGCUGUGUAAUAAAUCUCUGCAUCUAUUUCAGAAGAAGACAACACACAAACUAACAGCAAGUACAACAGAAGAGAUUGAACUGGAAACCAUUGAGUGUUAGCCAAGGACUGUAUCAUAAUAAAAAUAACAAUUCUACCUCAGGAGAAAGUGUUGGCCAAGAAAGCAAGAACAAACCUAGAAGGUAAAAUGUUUGUGACUACUGCAGAAACAUCCUGACUUGCAAAGUAAUUAAAUCAGCAGUGUCUGAUGGAGCUGUUUCAACCUGUUAGGUUUUCAGUUCUGCUAGUCAAGGUCAGAGUAAAAAAGAGUAGGCUUUCAUGCUGAGCAUGAACACAUUUUUGUGGCUAGCUAAUAAAAUCUAGAGCCUCUACCACUCUUAAAAACAACCAACCAACCAAGCCUCUAAGAUCAACCCAUAAAGGAAAUUACCAUGGUCUUGAAGGACACCUGCAUUUUGGAUACAGCAAGUCUCCUAUUACAGAGUGGUCAUUAGUAUCCAUCAACAUAAUAAAUUAAAUAUCUAAUUACAGUAUUACAUUAAAAAAUUAAUUGCAAGCACUGAAUCCUGUUUAUUGCACCUAUGCUGCUGCUUUUGGGUGUAAGGAACUUCCUAAAGCUCUGAAGACAAACUGCAAUUUUUCAUGAGACAAAACUGACUUUGAAAGAACGCUGAGCUGGUCAAAGUUCUCCCGCUUGUGUUUCCCGCAGUUGUUUACACUGCCCCAGGAUGGAUGUUAACACACAUUUUAUGACAUUACUAGAACAGGUGGUUGUACAAGGAACAGUGCAGGCAGGCACGAAAGAGAACACUGGCCAUGAAGAUUAGAGGGGUCAGAUAAAACAGUGACACACAUCACCAGUUGGGGUGGCAAAAUACUAAACAGUUUUGUUGUAAAAGAUGUCAAGUCCUUUGCAAACUUAGCCCAGUGCUGAACAAUCUAUCUGAGAAAAAAAGUUAUAACAGCAUGUCUUUGAAAUACAGUAUUUACAAAUACAGUUCUAAAAUUGCUCCUGUCGAGAAGCCACCUUUGCUUUCCCUAUAUUGUACGAAAACAUCAAGUUACCCAACUAAUGUUUUCUUGAAUCUGCAUAUUGCACGGAUUGCAAUUCUCCACCUGUAGAUCUGUGGGGUGAAAUAACAUUUCUGUUUGUCAGUGAGAAAGCAGUAAACUGACUGAGUUCCAAAUUAUUCUGUUUUGCUUUUGUAAUGAAAAUUUUGCAGUGUGAAAUAAACUUUGAACUUGGAAGACAUCGUGGACUAGUCUGCACCUGUAGAUUGCCACGUUGCUGUUUGGGACAAACUGCUGCUACUGCCUUUUCCACACUUUGUCUCACUUGUUUGCAAAAGCCUUUUACAGGACAGGCUGACAGAGCUUUGCCUCUGGUCAGGGACUGGGAUGCUCAAGUGCAGAGGUACUGUGGGCUCGAUUUAGAAAAACAUUCAGGGAAUGUCUCACCAAGUGAGUAACGAUGCAGGUAGGUGCCAAACAAGCCAAAGCAUCUUGUGCUCAGUACCUUUAAACCAUCCCACACUGUGCUGACCAUCUGUAGUGCCAAGGGCCUCUCUCCCACUCAUAAACUGAGGUACCAGAUUCAGCUGUUUGCUCCUUCCU
This is a messenger RNA of Melozone crissalis (California towhee), 2137 nucleotides long. It is a transcript of the gene VSTM5, whose product is annotated as V-set and transmembrane domain containing 5. The transcript is spliced from 4 exons. The record is from RefSeq and is a predicted model, not a curated record. NCBI's taxonomy places the organism in Eukaryota, Metazoa, Chordata, Aves, Passeriformes, Passerellidae. Bases 25 to 624 code for a protein of 199 amino acids. Gene Ontology annotation, cellular component: plasma membrane; axon; dendrite. Gene Ontology annotation, biological process: filopodium assembly; positive regulation of excitatory synapse assembly.